AAGACAGUUUCGGUCUAGAAGUUGGGGUAAAUGGCAGUUACAUGAAUAGAUGUGGCAGCGGGCAGGAGGUGGCCUGGUGACAGGGAGGCUAAACAUAUGACAGACAGGUUGGUGUCCAAGUCUAUGGAUAUGUUUGUAGGAAAAUGCUACAAUUAAUGUCUCUGUGGAAAGUCCGGAGCAGCUGUGAACUGGAUUUAAGAGAAAGCCCAGCAUUGGUGGAGUCUGAGACGGCAGAAGCCACGGAGGAGACGUUCAACCCCAUGUCACAGCUGGCCCGCAGGGUUCAGGGGGUUGGGGUGAAAGGCUGGCUGACAAUGUCGUCUCUGUUUAACAAAGAAGAUGAGGACAAACUGCUUCCACCAGAGCCCUGUGCUGAUCACCCGCUGGCUGCACCCCCUUCCUCGCAGGCGGCGGGAGCCGAGACCGAGCCGCGCGGACCAGGAUUCUGGGACGCGUUCGCCAGCAGGUGGCAGCAGCAGCAGCAGGCGGCGGCGUCCAUGCUACGCGGCGGGGAGACCACCGCGGAGCGGGACCUGGAGCCCCAGGACAAGCCUGCGGAAGAGGCCACCGAGAGCCCCGAGACACGGGAGGCGGAUCCCGCGGCAGGCUUCAAGUGGGGUUUCCUUACCCACAAACUGGCAGAGAUGAGGGUAAAGGCCGCGCCCAAGGGCGACUAG
Apodemus sylvaticus (European woodmouse) is the source of this 677-nucleotide messenger RNA. It is a transcript of the gene C3H1orf232, whose product is annotated as chromosome 3 C1orf232 homolog. The coding region runs from base 144 to 677 and encodes 177 amino acids. The record is from RefSeq and is a predicted model, not a curated record. NCBI's taxonomy places the organism in Eukaryota, Metazoa, Chordata, Mammalia, Rodentia, Muridae. The transcript is spliced from 4 exons.